Messenger RNA from Oryza sativa Japonica Group (Japanese rice), 1084 nucleotides. Its product is annotated as universal stress protein PHOS34. Lineage: Eukaryota; Viridiplantae; Streptophyta; Magnoliopsida; Poales; Poaceae. The record is from RefSeq and is a predicted model, not a curated record.
GUAUAUAUCUACCACCAAAUUGUGAACGUAUCUGUGUGAAUAAAUUGUCAUUGUAUUGACACUUCUAGUCAGCUUCAGCAUGAAGGCAUGUACCAUAUAGCAUGCACUGUAUAUCCUUCUACCUCUUGGAUCCUGGAUCGAGAAGGCACAAACAAGAAUAUGAUUAAUCGGUAAAAACGAGUGAAUUUUGAAUGGCCGGAGAAUGGAGGCUACGCGGGAAUCGCGCGCGGGAACUACUCCCAGCCGCUGGCUUGAUCACAGAGGCAGUUUUAAGUUCAUUACAUAAAUAAAUACAGUGUCACCCCUGCUGGUUCCCCCCUCUGUUCAUCAAUCUACUGUACUGGCCUCCUUCUCAGCUCUCACUAUUCUGGCACCUACAAUUCCAAGCUUAUCACGACGAUGGUGAAGGGAGGAAAGCCGGUGAUGCUGGUGGGGAUCGACGAUAGCGACCAUAGCUACUACGCGCUCGAGUGGACGCUCAAACACUUCUUCGCCCUGGGCCAGCCGCAACAGUACCACCUCGUCUUGCUCACCUCUAAGCCCCCCGCAUCCGCCGUCAUCGGCAUUGCCGGUCUAGGUACGACGGAGCUGUUGCCGACUUUAGAAUUGGAUCUGAAGCGCGGUGCCGCCAGAGUAAUUGAGAAGGCAAAGGAGAUGUGCUCCCAGGUGAUCGAUGCGAGCUAUGAGGUGUUAGAGGGAGACGCGAGGAACAUCCUCUGUGAGGCAGUUGAAAGGCAUCAUGCAGAUAUGCUGGUUGUGGGCAGCCAUGGCUAUGGGGCAUGGAAAAGGGCUGUUCUUGGGAGCGUGAGCGACUACUGCAGCCAUCACGCGCACUGCACCGUGAUGAUCGUGAAGAGGCCCAAGCAUAACACGCAUAGCUGAAAAACGGAAUCACACUCGUCAUCAAGAAGAUCUAGUGCCAUUUCUACAUGUUUUCGAGUUCUAAUUUUAUUUCUAAAUUGUGUAUUAGUUCGUGUGUGUGUGUGAAUAAAUCGUGACAUAGAGUGACCACCUUAUUCUGCAAUCUGCAUAUUGCAAUAGAAUAAUUAAUUUAGAAAUGCCUGAUGAGUUAGCCAUUUUAGUA